This is a messenger RNA of Corythoichthys intestinalis (scribbled pipefish), 597 nucleotides long. Its product is annotated as snaclec coagulation factor IX-binding protein subunit A-like. NCBI's taxonomy places the organism in Eukaryota, Metazoa, Chordata, Actinopteri, Syngnathiformes, Syngnathidae. The transcript has 6 exons. Bases 35 to 556 code for a protein of 173 amino acids. The record is from RefSeq and is a predicted model, not a curated record.
UGGAAUCUCGACGUGUUGGAACAUCACUCUACGGAUGGCGUCUGCUUUUAUCUCGCUGCUCUUCAUUUAUGCAUUCAGUAAACUGUACGCGAAUGCCUAUUUUUCGAUUCACGUUGAUCCGAGAAACGAUCGAUGCCCCAAAAACUGGGCGCUGUUGAACAAUCGGUGUUAUGGGAACUUCACCUUCUAUGAUACGUUUGAUGAAGCAGAGCAUUACUGUAUGAAACUGUACGAUACGCACCUAGUAUCCAUCCAGAAUGAAGUGCAACACGCCAUUACUGCUGCACUCCACCUGCCUAACAGAUCCAACGGUACCUGGACUGGACUCAGAGUCGGUGCUGCGGGAAACAUGUCAUGGACCGAUGGCUCUGAUGUCACAUUUGUGUCAAGAUUCAUUACAAAUACCACCGAAGGCUGUGUAGCAAUUUUGCAAGAUGUCGGUUGGCAGGUUAUUGAUUGCAACACGCGUCUUUACUCUGUUUGUGCCCGACCUUCGUUCCCGUGUGCAUUAAUAUGUGAUCUUGAGUCAUAUCCAUAUUAUUCUUCUGGAGAUUAAUACAUUAUUUUUAUGUUUAUUCCAUACGAUUCCUCCACUAU